AUGAAAAAACUGCGCUACCAGAUUCAAGAUACUAUUGCAUCUGACGUUGGUAGAGCUAUAGAAAAAAUAGAGAUGAUAGCUGCUUCAGCUGAAAAAUCGCGAAGAGAGAGGAUUCUGCCUGAGGAGCAUUCAGAAGAAUUGUACAAUGAAAUGGUAGACACUUUUGCAGAUCUUAUAGAAAUCGUAAAAAAUCCACAAAACACUUACAGAUUCUUAAACACAAAAGGCGUUGAUCGAAUAAUUACUCCGAUAAUUGGUAUUAAUUACGAUCCUCUGAAGAAACAAUUUCUGUUACUGAUCAAAACAUUAUUUAAAGUAACUCCAACGACAACUAAAGCACUAAUGCCGGCGAGUGUUGUGGAUAAAUUGUUGGAUAUUUUCGAAAAUGAUGAUAAUCUAUCAUUAAAAGCGCAUGCAGUAGAUAUUAUGGAUAUGUGGUUGCCGGAGAAUCCUAAACUACAAGCCAGGGUGAUGAGGUUGAAGGGUUUGGAACCUUUUUAUCAUCAAGUGUCCAAAUUGGACAAUUCCGUCGUAGAAAUAUUGCUGGGUCUAUUCAAUAAGAUAUUAUCAGAACAUGUGCAUUAUAGAAGUAACAGAGCCCAAAAAACUAAAGAAGAUUUUGAGAAAAUACGACUCUAUGAAAUGAUCGGUCUCAUCGAAAGAAUGUCUACUCCGACCGUCUGCUACGGUCUUCUGAAUAUAAUUGAAGUCUUCUCACCAUUGAAUGAUGAUCAGCCAUUCUCUUUAACAAUUUUUGAACUCGUCAAGAAUAUAAAACCGUUUUGUCUCAAUAUAUACAGGGGAAAGGCUCAAGCUAUCAAAGUUUUCGAAGAUUUGGCGAAUAUAAUUUCAAACAGAAAAGAAUCGUUUAGAAAUAUAACAGAUUUUAGGAUUUUGUUGGAGGAUUACGUUAAAUAUAUUAAAGUCAGAGACGAAUUCUGA
Molecule: messenger RNA, 942 nt
Organism: Danaus chrysippus (African queen)
Lineage: Eukaryota; Metazoa; Arthropoda; Insecta; Lepidoptera; Nymphalidae
Source: the annotation of a GenBank genome assembly